UACAGUAUAAAAUAAGCGCUCCCUUGUGUUGACAAUGUCGCCCCUUACUGUGCUCAAACUCUAACCUUAUUUUAAACGCAAAGAAACGUUUUUUACAUAAUGAGGUCAUUUUGAACAUGUUUUCCUAAAAAUUCUUUUAUUUCGUGAUGUACAAUUUGUAAUUAUUAACAUCUGAAAGUGUUUGGUUAAUCAGAGGUGCAUUGUUUCGUAGGAAAUUACAUUUUAAUUGAACAGGGUUGUGUUGUUUUGAUUGCGUGCAGAAGGAAAACCAAACGGUUUCAAUAAAAUAUUAUAAGAAGAAGAUAUUAUUUGCCAUUGUGUUGAUAUUUAAAACAUAGAACAAUGUUUAAGCGUAAAUUUGAUCAAAUAGAAGACAGUAAUAUUAAUAAACCAAUAGCGAAAAAUUCGUUGGACUCAGACGAAGAAGAUGAUGAUGCUAAUGAAGAUAAUUAUAAUGUAAUGAGCGAUAAUGAAUUCGAAGGUGUUGAAGAUGGGCCAACUGCUCCAGAAGCAACUGUUGGCUUUACGGCAUUUAAUAUGAAAGAAGAAUUAGAAGAAGGGCAUUUUGAUAAACAGGGCCAUUACCUUUGGAACAAAGAAAAAGAAAUUAGAGAUAAUUGGUUAGAUAACAUUGAUUGGAUGCAGAUCAAACCGACUGCUACACCAAGUGUAAAGAAGGCAAGUGAAAGCAAUGAAAAACAGGGACUGGCAGAUAGCGAUAGCGAUGAUGAUGAUAAUGACGAUGAUGAUGACGAUGGUCCAGAUAUUAUGUUUAAUCCGCUUCAGAUUUACAAACAGAUAUUGGAGUUUUUACAACCAGGAGAAACAGUUUCCAAGGCUUUAUGUAGGCUCGGCAAAGGAAAGAAGAGAUUAACUACUGCAGAAAGAUGGAAAAGAAAACAAGAGAAGAAACCAAUUGAAGAUGACGAAAAUUCUAUCAAUAUAACAAAAUUAACAGAACUGGCGAAUGAAUUGCUAACACGAACCGGAAAUAUGGAUAUAUAUCAAGAAAGUUAUGAACAAAUUAGGAAAAAAGUUGAAAUGGGUGAGAAACAUGCUCAUCCUUCGAAACAGGAAGCAGAAUUAGAUAUGUAUGCUGAUGACUUUGAUGUCAAAGAGAAAGCGAAACUAGAUGAAACUGAAAGUACUGUUAAAGAAACAGAAAACUCUGAAAAAGAUGUAGACAAGGUGGACGAAGUAAUGUGGGAAUUCAAAUGGUCGCAAAACGAAACUGCGGAAAUUUAUGGUCCGCAUACGACCGAACAGAUGUACGCGUGGGCGAAAGAGGGAUACUUUAAGAACGGAGCUUGGGUUCGAAGAACGGGUCAAAACAGUCAGUUUUACAAUGCUGCCAGAGUGGACUUUGAAUUAUAUCUGUGAUGUUUCGCUCUAAUACGAUGAGAGAGCUAGGACUGUCAACUUUGAAAUGUAAAUUGCUGAAUUAGCAUUUUCUUUUAUUUGAAUGCAAUCGGAAACAACGUAUAAUCCUAACAGUAAUUAAAGGUUAAUAUCCUGUUAAACAUGUACAAUACUGUUACAACGUUUAACGAACAAACAUUUUGGUAUUUGAAACGAUAACGCAAUAAAUGUCAGAACUAACAAUCUUUUUUCUUUCUAUUUAAAUCGGAGUAUCGUCAGUAGUAAUACUGAAUAACAACUCAUUCCACACGCGUCAAAUGUAUAAAACAAACAUUUGUCCGUUCUUAAUACAUACCGCACAAAUAAAUGUAUUUACGGAAUAUA
This is a messenger RNA of Osmia lignaria (orchard mason bee), 1743 nucleotides long. It is a transcript of the gene holn1, whose product is annotated as CD2 antigen cytoplasmic tail-binding protein 2 homolog holn1. NCBI's taxonomy places the organism in Eukaryota, Metazoa, Arthropoda, Insecta, Hymenoptera, Megachilidae. The record is from RefSeq and is a predicted model, not a curated record. Gene Ontology annotation, cellular component: U5 snRNP. Gene Ontology annotation, molecular function: protein binding.